Cladocopium goreaui is the source of this 4269-nucleotide messenger RNA. NCBI's taxonomy places the organism in Eukaryota, Dinophyceae, Suessiales, Symbiodiniaceae. The record is from the annotation of a GenBank genome assembly.
AUGGCUGAGCUGCAAGACGAAGAGGAGGAGGGCUCUGCUAGAGGGUCAGACUUGCCUGAAGAGUUUGACCUGGAGCUCAGUUUUGUGAUUUCAGGAAUUGAGACCAACUUCAACUACCCAGUGUUGGUGCUGCAAGACGUCAUAGACCCGGAGAAGCACUGUGAGUGCGUUGCUGUCACCCGAGUGGACGGGGAAGUGCUCCUGGCUGUUCCUGAGAGAGGUUGGCACAAAAAGCGGGUGCAUCGAAAAAUUGCGCCCUCUGCUCUGACAAAAGCUGUCCGAGUAGUUUGUGCCGGCUGCCCUGCUGCUGCGAGAGACGAGCCUGAAGCUGUUCCCACUUUGAAGGCAUGGCUGGGUCUGUUAGACCCUACACUGGAAGCCCUGCUCACCAACGAGGCGGAGGCCGGUUUGGUUUUCCCUCUGGAUGCGGCGGGCAGCCCGUUUGUGCCCUAUGCCCCAGCUCUAGUAGCAGUAGCUCAAGACCACUUUGCCUUUGUCACUGCCUACGAGGGUGGCGAAGCAGGAGAGAUGAAGGUGAGAAUGGAGAAGCUGGAAGAUGGCCUAGCUCAAGUCUUAACCGAGCUAGGAAGACUGCGACAGCCCACAAAAGUGACCGGGCUGACUGCUACACCAAAGCCGGCCUCAGCCAAGCCUCAGAAGCAAGUGGCCACCGCAGCUGCCCCAGCCGGGCUGAGUGCAGCGCUUGUACAACAGGCACUGCAUGCCGGAGUUUCCCAACAAGCCCUAGCCGAGGUGAGUGCUCUCUUGGGAGGAGUCCCAGCCAACAAGAUGACGGCUGCCAACGCCCCAGACUUCAAGGAGCUCACAUCCGACGACGAGGAGGAGGAGCCUGCCGUAGGCGCAUCUGGAUCAGCAGAUCCGGUUGGACAAGCGGUAGUACAUCUGUCGAAGAUCGUGUCGGAGAUGAGGAAGGAGAAGCUGAAAAAGAAAGACAAGGGUCUGGAGUCCAUCUUGGAUCACGCAGAAUCUGGUGCCCCAAGAGAUGCCGCUCCCAGCUCCUCCAGUCGCUCGCACAUGGCCGCUCUUCGAUCUCUGCAGAAGUUGCUCGACCAGCAGCCUCACUUGCUCUAUCGCGAGAUCGAGAAGUUGAUGGCGGAGGAUUGGCAAACUGGAGGAGCUAUGCCGGGCGUCGCAAUGAUGCCCACGACGGCUCGUGGCUGGUUGGAGCACAGGAGCAAAAUUGGCAACUAUGUGGGAGCCAUCCGUCCCGCCUGGAUCAUGGCUGGAGCUUGGGACGACCUCAGACAAGGCAAUGCAGACCGCGCUCGCGCACGACUUGCUUUGGGAGUGGCUGGGAAGAUGAGCCUCGAACAUCCUCCUCCAUAUGGGGGCUUCAGCGCCCGCCAGCCUCCGGAUGUGUGGGAGACACCUCACACGCGCCUCAUCGAUGGCCGCUGGUUCGACCUGUUGAUCAGCAAACUCCGCAGCUUGGCCGACUACCAGGAGAAGAAGGCAAAGCUCAAUCCUGGCAAGGGCAAGGCCGAAGAAGGGCAACCGAAAGCAGAACCAACAAAGAAGCCUCAAGCGAAACAAGGCGGCAAAGGAGGAGGAAAGAAAGGAGGAAAAGGGGAAGAGCAAGAAAUUGCUCUGGACGAAGACUGUCGCCAGAAGGAGGCGUUUCCGGAGCCGCAUGUGUCUGCUGGCGUUCGAGUACCCGGUGCACGGGCAGAGACUUGUAACGUCAAGCAGCUGUGGAAUUCAUUGAUGAGAUGGAUUAGUUCUACCUCGUCUUCUUUUUCCCGUUUUUUGAAGUCUUUGCUCAGCACUGCACCGCCUGUUGAGGGUGGUACAACCUCUACCUUGUGGCCUAUGCCAAUGCCCUAUCCUGCAGUCUGGUCCCACGAAGUUGGAACUGAAGACGGUGCGGCGAUCACUAGAGCUCAGCAGAGGGCUGUCAAUUUGGUGAUAGCCGCACUGAGCUGGCUGCAUAUGGGGCGCCCUGGCGUUGCUCCGUCAUCCAUGUCUCUAGCGGCUUCUUUGUCCAGAAGGCAGUGGCAAGUGGUUAAGCGUUUUGAGAGGCAGAUGGAAGAUGUGAGUGAGAGUGGAGAUAUAGAUGCGGCCAUGAUGGGCCGCACAGCUGCUAAGGUAGAAGGUUUGGAUGCAAUCAUUGCGGAACUGCAACAGCGGGCUAUUGCUUGGAAAGCUGAUAGCUAUGAGCAGCGUUGGCAAGCACAGGACCGUCGAAACCUGGCGGCAAAGUACAAAUCUGGACAUCAGCUCCUGGACCCUGGCGUAGUUGUGGGCAAGUUGAAAGUAGGCGUCCCUGCUUUAGCAAAAGAAGUAGAUGCCUCUAGGCUGUCAGUUCCCGAAAAGCCUCCAGAGUUUGAUCCUGCUGAUUUGUUUGGAGAACUUCAUGCGACAGUUUAUAAAGACCCGGUCAGCCAAGCUAUAACUCCUCAUGAAGCUGAUAUGAUGCCUCCCAGAGUUAGAGUACAUGCUUCUAGGGAUCAAGCUCUUCGUUUCCUGCAGUUCUUGGAUGAGCGCCGGCGUUUGGAGCUAGUGCCAGCUGAAAAAGUACGAGAGUCGCACCUUUGUGGAGCUUUCGCCUUGACCAAGGACUUAGAGAAAGAUCGAUUGAUACUAGAUGCCAGACCUGCAAACAUGUUGGAGAGAACCUUGAAUGCUUGGACCCGGACGAUGGGAUCAGUGCAAGCGCUGUUGCAACUUGAGAUUCCCCCUACAAUGUCUUUGUAUUUUUCUGGGACAGAUCUUAGGGAUUACUACUAUUGUUUUCGGGUUUCAUCGAGAAGAGCAUGGCGCAACGCUAUGAGACUGCCUUUAUCACCUGCAGAAGUAGCCGGGCUCAACUGUUUCUCACCUAGCAUGAAGCACUACAAGACACUGUACCCCUGUUUGAGUACCAUGGCAAUGGGAGACAACAAUGCUGUAGAAAUGGGUCAAGCUGCUCAUGUUAACAUUGGGAUUCAAAUUGGAGCUAUCAAACCCAAGGAACUUCUCACAACUCAUGGCAGAGCACCUAGGAGCAACAUUGCGUGUGGCCUUAUUAUCGAUGAUAUCAUUUUUGCUGAACAGCGAGAGACACCACCUAGUGAUGCCGUGCCUUCAGAAGGCGCUCGUCGGCUGCGGGCUAUGUGCGCUGAAUAUGAGCGACGUCAUUUGUUUGCUCACCCUCGCAAGACCUUUGUGGAUGAGAACACGGUGGAAUUUUGGGGAGCAGCUAUGAACGGCUCUUCUGGGUUGGUGAGACCAGCUCCGACACGACUGGUGCCACUGCUGUCGCUGACUGCAAAAGUGGCCAAGCUUGGUUACGCGUCGGUGGCUCUUCUGGAAGUUCUGGCAGGAGCUUGGGUUUCCGUUCUCCAAUUCAGGCGCAGGACUUUGUGUUUGUUGGAUGCUAUUUAUGUGGCUCAGCGAGGUCGGGAGUCGGAUGAUGUAGUGCGGAUUUCUGGGCACCUACAGGAUGAGCUUUGGUUGCUUGCCAUUUUGGGACCCAUUAUCUGCACAGACAUGAGGGCACAAAGCAUCCCUGAAGUUUUUCUUUCUGAUGCUGCGGAGGAGGCUCAAGCAGUGGUUAGUUGCCCUGUACCGCAGUUCUUUACAAAAGAGUUGCAAAGGCACUGCCUUACCAGAGGCAGUUGGAGCAAGCUUCUUUCGCCUUGGAAGGUUUGGUUGAAGAGUCAUGCCCAACUGCCCUUGGAGGACGAACUCCCGGAGGGCGUCCCCCUGGUUUCUCACCCCUUGUGGCUUGAGCUGGCGAAGACCCUGCAGUUUCAGCAAGACAUCUUUGUGAGAGUGCGGAAGAAGAAGCACAUUAAUUUCCUGGAGCUGGAGACCAUUUCGCUCUUCGAGCGGAAGCUGGCUCAACGCUACCAGGAUGUGCGCUAUGUGAUGGGUGCUGACAGCCAGGUAGCUCUUGCCUGCUUGGUCAAAGGCAGAUCAAGCUCUCCUGCACUUAACCAGUUGUUGCAAAGAAGUUUGGCAACGGCAUUAGGUUGUGGCUUAUACGGCAACCUGGGGUUCGUCCCGUCUUUGGCCAAUGUGGCCGACGACCCUACCAGGGAUCGACCUGUCCGAGCUCCAAUUGAAGAAGCCCCUGCAUGGCUGGUCGCCGCAUUUGGCGGGGAUUUUAGCAAGAUGGACAAGUGGCUGGAACGAUUGGGGUACGACCCGAUGCAUGUUGCUGAGUUGCCCUUUUCCGAAGGCACUGAAAUCAGUGCCACCGCGUUAGCUAGGGAGUUGGUGCCAGGUCUGCGCGAUGUACAGAAGCCUGACAGGCUGACAGGUUAG